Messenger RNA from Manis javanica (Malayan pangolin), 570 nucleotides. Lineage: Eukaryota; Metazoa; Chordata; Mammalia; Pholidota; Manidae. The record is from RefSeq and is a predicted model, not a curated record.
AUGGCUGCACUGUGGGUCCUGGUGCUGGUGACUGCGGAGCUGGGCUUGACCAGAGCUAGCCCUGUUCCCACUUCCAAGCCUGCCACAACCAGGAGCGGCUGCAACUUUAGCAGGUUCAAAUCUCUGUCACCAAGGGAGCUAGCGGCCUUCAAGAAAGCCAAGGAUGCCUGGGAAAAUUCACUGGAAAACUGGAACUGCAGCUCCCGCCUCUUCCCCAGGACCCGGGACCUGAAACAGCUGCAGGUGUGGGAGCGCCCCAUUGCCUUGGAGGCUGAGCUGGCCCUGACGCUGAAGGUCCUGGGGACCAUGGCUGACUCGUCCCUGGGUGACAUCCUGGACCAGCCACUUCACACACUGCGCCACAUCCACUCGGAGCUCUGGGCCUGUAUCCUAGCUCAGCCCACAGCAGGCGCCCGGCCCCGGGGCCGCCUCCACCACUGGCUGCGCCGGCUCCAGGAGGCUCCAGAGAAGGAGUCUCAAGGCUGCCGCGAGGCCUCUGUUAUGUUCAACCUCUUCCGCCUCCUCAAAAAGGACCUGGAAUGUGUUGCCAGCAGAGACCUGUGUGUCUAA